Entamoeba dispar SAW760 is the source of this 741-nucleotide messenger RNA. RefSeq lists its product as uncharacterized. The record is from RefSeq and is a predicted model, not a curated record. The coding region runs from base 1 to 741 and encodes 246 amino acids. The transcript has a single exon. Lineage: Eukaryota; Evosea; Mastigamoebida; Endamoebidae.
AUGAAUAGUAGUUAUUGUUCAAAACAAUUGAAAAAAGAAAGUUCUUCAAAAAAAAUUAUUGAAGAAAAUGAAAGAGUCAAAAACGUAAUUGAAAUGGGUGAAAAAUUAAAGAAAGAGAAUGAAAUAUUAAAAAAAGAGAAUAAAGAAUUAAAGAAAGAAAAUGAAAUAUUAAAAAAAGAGAAUGAAGAGUUACAACAACAAUUAUCUAAAGGUUAUAUUAAUACACUUAAAGAAAGUCCUGAAAGUUUUUAUUUUCUAAAAAGAUAUACACAAUUAAAGUCACUGAGCCUUAUUGUUGAGUACCAAAGAAAUGAUGAAGUUACUGGUGAAAUGUUAUUUAAAAUUGUUAAAGACAAAAAAAAUAUUAUGUUUGUUAUUACUUCUACUUCUGGUAAUGUUUUUGGUUCAUUUCAUUCAAAAAUUCCACAAAGAAUGAAUAGUUAUGUACCUGAAGAUAAUCAAAUGUUUGUGUUUUCAUUAAAAAAUUCAAAUAAAACUGGAGAAAUUUGUUUUACUCCACGUGAAACAAACCACCAUCUUUUAUUUUUUCCAAAAGAGAAAGAUGAAUUAUUCUAUAUAUUAGGUUGUUGGGAUAUUAAAACAAAUGACUGUGUUAUUGAUUCAGUUAAAUAUAGUGGAAAACACUUUUUUGACUGUUUUAAUGCAGAAAAUUGUUUUGAAUUUGAAAAAGAAAAUCAUUUUCAAUUUGUUUAUGUCAGAGUCUAUCAGUGGAACAACUAA